Molecule: messenger RNA, 3071 nt
Organism: Bufo gargarizans (Asiatic toad)
Lineage: Eukaryota; Metazoa; Chordata; Amphibia; Anura; Bufonidae
Gene: SYT16
Product: synaptotagmin 16
Exons: 3
Coding region: 337-2754 (805 amino acids)
Molecular function (GO): DNA binding
Source: RefSeq, a predicted model, not a curated record
GCCAAAUCUCUGCUUAUUACACAGGAAGGAAGGGAAAUGGGUGUAAGAGACGACUGCUGGGCUCAAUGCGAAACAGAAGCCACGAAGUGACCUAGGAAACGCUUAGUCCUUAUACCCGGCCGUGUCUUGUGCGGUCACUCCGGAGGCCAUUGGUUUUCUGUCUGCAGUAGGUGUAUUCAUUGUUCUCCUGGCAAUUCUUUUCCUCCUUAUAAAUAAGAAGUUGUGCUUUGAAAAAAUUGGAGACUUCCCAUGUUUGGACCAACGUAGGAGGAGAAAACGGCCAAAAGAAAAAUCUGGAGUUCUGCAAGGACUUGGGUCACAGCAGAGUGUAUAGAAAUGACUGCAAACCAGGACCAUCAAAAUGAUAACAUGGCUGUAGAAGAUGCACUGGAUAGUGAUGUCACUGAUAACUCGUCAUGUUCAGGCAAUACAGAUAUAGACAAGACUCCAGAGAGACUGCCUUACAUCAGUGUGCAUGCUAAUCCCUCAAGACGCUCUACUGAGAAAAACAAUUUCAUAGGAGAACACCCUGAUCGUUUACAAGAUGAGGAAACACCAGACAGAAUGUCAGCUCAUAUUCCUAAAAGAAGAAAGACAACAAAUGAUAUUUGUAAACUCAUUAUCACACAGUCCUCAGGCAGCAAUAUAGAAUACAGGUCGUGUAGGAGUACACUGGUUGCAUCUUCAUGCUCAGCUAAAUUUCCCCAGAGUAGAAGUGUGGCACCUCCUCUAGGUAUGUCAGGUGGCAUUAAGCUUCCUACUCUGCAGAUACACUCUACCAACAGAAAGGAAAAGCUCCCCUCCGAAGGCUGUACAGAUGCUAAGAAAUACAUGAUGACUGAUACUUCAGAGGGAUGUUCAUCACAUGUUUUGAACAUAGAACCAGCUAAGGACCUUGGCGCACAAGAAAGUUCAGAAACACAUCCAUCGGGGAAUCUUUCUGUGACAGAACCAGAAUCACCUUCCUGCUCUCCUUUUAUCCUGGAGAGAGAUGGGGACAAGGUAGACGUGUCUACCGGUGUCAAUGAUGCCUCACUGGAGAAAAUGGAAAAUAAUAUUAAAACUCUGCGGAGUGCACCAAACGCACAGAACAGAGGAACCGUUUCUAAUAUACUCAGUCCUCAACAGAGGAACUCUUUGCCAAGUAAACUAGGAACUCUUUCUGAACACUUGCGGAGCCAUAUUCAUCAGACACAGAGUGUACGGAGUGCUAUAGAGACUUCAAGAAGAAAAACAGCCGAGAAUGCAGAACACUGCAAAGAUGACGCACAGAACCAACUCAAUGCUGCUCCCCAACUUCAGUCAAAUAUUAAAUCUACAAUAUUGAGCUCAGGAACAUCUGAAGGCCAAGCCACCUCUAAAGGAUCACCAAACCCCAACACAAAAGCUCAACCUGCUGACAAUUAUCUACGUGAACCUUUGGAAAAUCUGAAAAGUUCAGGCUCAAAGGACACGGAUGGAAAACCUAAAAAAUGCACACCGAGGUCAUCUGCCAACCAGGCAGUCAUCUGGAAAGACUGUUCUGAAGUGGGUGAUGGCUGUAAACGACCGAUAGUUGCUCGUACCUCCGACAAACAUAUUGUACAUAAAUAUGUGCAUUAUUUCAGUCCGAAAGGAGAAAAGUUCAUAAGCAAGAAAGAAUUACAAAGACAUAUGGACAAGUUUAUGGACCCAUCAUCAUCCAAGUCUAAAGACAGAAGAACACAGUCACCAGCUGAAAAGGGAGAAGGCAUACAGACCAGGAGAAGGAUGCCACCUGCCCGUACUGCCUUAAUGGAUUCUCACCAGGCAAAAACUCUUAUUCAUCAGAAUAAUGGAACAAGAGCAGGAGAAGCAGUGAUUGGAUGUACAGAUGUCAAUGUCGCUGAUAAAUCAACAGCUUCAAACAAUUCUGAAAUAGAAAAAACUCCAGAGACAGAGCCCCGCAUGAAUGUACGUGUCAAUCUGCAAAGCUUACCUGCUGGAGAACAUUACACAAGUGAACAACCUGCUAGCCCUCAAGGAGCUCCUUCUACCAGUCGGCAAUUUGGAGAUUCUACACAGUUGAAUGCUGUUCCACAGAGGUUACCUGCUGACCAGAUUUCAAACUGGGAAAACUGUCCUAAAAUCGGUGUUAACUGGAAGCAAAAGAUAAAAAUUCGUAAAUUGGGAGAUUCUAAAGGACAUAGAGACAAGUAUUAUUUAAGUCCGGAAGGGAAAACAUUCAGAAGCAAAAAAGAAGUAGAAAGACAUCUGGGCAAGUCUAUGGACUCAUCAUUGUUCCUUCUUGACAGAACACAGUCACCCACUGAAAAGGUGGAUGGCCAGGACUUAGGGGGUAAAACUCCUACAGCACAGAAAUGCUCGGCUAAGCAGAAAAAUCUCACUUAUAACUCUAAUGAAAUUAUUAUGCUAGAUGACGAUGAAUAUAACAUAUGUUCAAGCCAAGGAAUGCCAGAAGACACAUCAAAUUCAAGGGGAAAAACAUGGAUUAUAAAAUGUCCAAAGGAAACAUAUUAUAUAUAUACAGGAGAACAUAAUAUUACUUUUGAAAAUGGAAAUGAUUUUGGAGACGUUUACAAGAUCAAAGAUAAACCUUCAGAUACAUGUGAAAUGGUUGAGAACUUUGAGCUUGAGAGCCAGAUGUCAGAAUCUAGUGGAACAGAAGCAGAGAACAUGAGCAGGAAGACCAGCGAUACCCAUACACUACGCGAAACAGAGGGAGAGCAUGGCAAUGUGGAAAUUGAGCAAACGGAAACAUCCUUACAACCCUAAGGAUCUCUAAGGAGUGCAGAGCGUGUAUCUGAGUCUAUAAACAUGGAAACAACUUCUGAGGAUUUUGAAUGCACCGAAAUGCAGCCUUGUGAGGAUGACGAUGAUAUUUUUGUCAAAUAGCUCAUGCAGUUUUUGAGAAGCCUUCCGGCAGAUAAAAAAGUUGAAGCUAAAAAAAUGAUUCAAUCUCUUUUUCAAUGCUAAAAUAAUCAUUGAGCCUGUAAUUUUCUAUAUAAUACAUAAUAAGGGUACUUUCACACUAGCGUUUUUCUUUUACGGCACUGAGUUCCGUCAAAAGUGCUCAAUGCCGGAAAAGAACU